Orbicella faveolata is the source of this 1721-nucleotide messenger RNA. RefSeq names its product laminin subunit beta-1-like. NCBI's taxonomy places the organism in Eukaryota, Metazoa, Cnidaria, Anthozoa, Scleractinia, Merulinidae. Gene Ontology annotation, biological process: animal organ morphogenesis; tissue development. The record is from RefSeq and is a predicted model, not a curated record.
AGAAGAGGCUUUCUUAUUAAUUGGUAAACAUUAAACACGCUAGACUUGCGAAGAAUUCAGGGCAGUUCGUGAGUAACAUGUUUGAUAUGGACGAGUAGCUAGGGAGUACUGAUCUGUCCUUGAAAUUUGACCCUCGCCGGCGAUCAAAAGGUGGUCUUCGCGCGGAAAUUUCACAUUAUGACACCAAAAUCUGAUUGGCUAGUCUCUACAUUCCUCAAAUUCAUUCAGGCAUAUCGUCUUUCCCGUGGCGAAUUCCCUGAGCUUCUGUUGUCGCUUUUCUUCAGCCAUAACAUCAUUCCUGGGACAAUUUUUCUUUCCUUUGAUCGUUCGUUUACCUUUGCUAGUACGGUGUGAGACGAACUGACGCACUGAAGACUUUACUGUUCGAUCAAAGAGGGUAAAUUUCUGUGAAAGCACUCACCGCUGGAAUCUUGACAACUCAAUUCAAGGUGGUUGUAAUUUGCAUGCUUUGUGCAAGAUCGGAGCUUCUGUCUAGAUAGUUUGGUCCAAACUCUGCGACAGUAAUUCGUUCUCUUACCUCUUCAAGGCAAAGGAUCUUAGCUUUCGGAAGAAGAAGAUUCUCGACUUUGAGUUGUGGGUGGCACGUACAAAACAUUUGUUUUAGCACUUCACAGAGAAGAAAAUCCUCCUGGCUUUCCUGCACGUGGGAACAUAAUGGCAAAGUUUUGGAGAAUUGCUUCGAUUGUACUGCUUUGUUUAGUUUAUCAAGUUAUCAGUCAAAAUGGCAACACCCAAUGUGACAGGCGUAGUUGUUACCCAGCCACUGGGGACCUUUUGAUUGGUCGUGCUGAUCAGCUGAUAGCCUCCUCAACAUGCGGCAUGGAUGGUCCCGAGGACUACUGCAUUGUGUCUCAUCUUCAAGAUAAUCCAGAGGAGUGUUUUGUCUGUGACGCGACUAUUCCAAAGCUAAGCCAUGAACCGAGGAAAAUGAUCUCAAAUUUCAAUGGAAGAACAGAGAAGACCUGGUGGCAAUCACAAAAUAUCAAAGAAGAUGUGUACCUUCAGCUUGAUCUGGAAGCUCAGUUUCACUUUACUCACAUGGUAAUGACGUUCCGCACAUUCCGUCCCGCUGGCAUGGUUAUUGAACGGUCAUGGGACUAUGGCAGAAACUGGAAUGUUUAUCGAUACUAUGCUGCAGACUGUAAGCAGACAUUCCCUGACAUUCCAAAUAGGCCACAGGAAGAUGUGGAUGAUGUUGUGUGUACAGAGGAUUUCUCAUCAGUAGAACCAUCGUCAAAUGGAGAGGUCAUCUUCAGGGCACUUAAUCCUCAAAUCCCAGUGAAGAACCCAUACAGUGAAAAAGUCCAGAACUUGCUGAAGGUGACCAACAUACGGAUCAACUUCACCAAGCUACACACCCUGGGAGAUCUGGUACUUGAUCCAACCAAACCAGAAGCCAGACUUAAGUACUACUAUGCAGUGUAUGAUCUGGUGAUUCGAGGAAGCUGUUCAUGUUAUGGACAUGCUGAGCAGUGUCUUCCACUGCCAGGAGAACCUGAUACUCCUGGAAUGGUACACGGACAGUGUGACUGUGCUCACAACACAGAAGGAAAGAACUGUGAGCGUUGCAAAGCAGGUUAUAAUGACAGACCAUGGAGACCUGCAACUGCUGAAGACUCCAAUGAAUGUAGAAGUACGUGUUUUUUUGAUAAAAUGGUCCCAGUUGUUUGAAAGGUAGAUAAAUCUAUCUACAGGAAAAA